Maylandia zebra (zebra mbuna) is the source of this 2170-nucleotide messenger RNA. It is a transcript of the gene msx3, whose product is annotated as muscle segment homeobox 3. Gene Ontology annotation, cellular component: nucleus. Lineage: Eukaryota; Metazoa; Chordata; Actinopteri; Cichliformes; Cichlidae. The record is from RefSeq and is a predicted model, not a curated record. Gene Ontology annotation, biological process: embryonic morphogenesis; regulation of transcription by RNA polymerase II. Gene Ontology annotation, molecular function: RNA polymerase II transcription regulatory region sequence-specific DNA binding; DNA-binding transcription factor activity, RNA polymerase II-specific.
CUUGUGGCACUGCGCUAACGGAGAGACAAGUCUGUGCGUAAAAGCCUGAAAAACACACAGCUGUAGCGUCAUCGGAGAAACAUCUGCACUAGCACUUAUCUCCUCAAGAGAAGCCACGAAAACAUAAACAGUGUCGGAGAGAGCGGCAGGAAAAUUAGUUGUAUGGCACCGCAGUCGUGCGUAAUGAAUCCUGCGCAAGGAUCACCGCCCGUGGCUGCUCCCGGGGAGACUUCGCCGGAGGAUAGAGCCGCUGAUGGAAUUGGAACUGAUGAGCUGGACCUGUCACCUGUUAGAAGGUGUAAAACCAAAAGUUCAGAUCUGCCUUUCAGUGUGGAAUCACUCAUAUCAGACAGGACGCCGUGCAGAAGCCUCCAAGACUCAGAGCCUGGCUCGGGUUGCGUCCGGAUAGAGGACGCAGAUUGUGCGUCACAGAGAGGAUUUUAUCGGUCUAAAGCGGAGGCGGUGGACCUCAGCGACAAGGAGACGAGCUCCUGGUUGCAGGCGCCUUGCGCAUCCCCUCCAAGACUUCCCAGCCCCAGCCCGUGCAACCUACGGAAACACAAGAACAACAGGAAACCCAGAACUCCCUUUACAACCUCUCAGCUUCUUUCACUGGAGAGGAAGUUCCGACAGAAACAGUACCUCUCCAUCGCGGAGAGAGCGGAAUUCUCCAGCUCCCUCGGCCUCACAGAGACCCAGGUCAAGAUCUGGUUUCAGAACCGCAGGGCCAAGGCCAAGAGACUGCAGGAGGCCGAGCUGGAGAAACUAAAGCUGGCCACGAAGCCGUUGCUCCCGGCCUUCGCCUUUCCUUUCCCCUUGAGCGCACCAAUAGGCGCCCCGGCGCUAUACGGGGCCCUGAACGGACCUCGGCCUGCCUUACCCGUACCAGGACUAUUCAGUGGACCAUAUGGGAUGUACUACUUGUCCUAACUCAUACUAACUUUUAAGCUGCUUCGUUGGGGAAACUGCCUUAGCUUUAUCCAGCAAAAAAUAUUCUUAUGAAAUAAUCUGUCUGAAAUCUCACAUUGAAUGAAAUGUUUUUCGUUAAAGCGCUAAUGGGGAAAGAAUAAUAUAAUAACCCACAGCAGGGAUAUGUUAACAUAACAGUCUCGCUUCAUUUUAAAGCUGUUCAUUAUUUCCAGGAACAAAAACAAAACAGUUGAUUGCCUUUUUUAUUUUCAGCUGUCCCAGCUCAGGUAUGCUUCAGUUCCAGUAAUUUUACUGUAGUAAGAGAAGACCACAGAAGACGAUUUUUUUCAGAGCCUGUUGCUUUGAGCUGAAAGCAAAAACUUGUAAUGACGCACUAAAAGACAACGGCUUGUUCAUUAUUUCUAUUUUAAAUGCUUUGAAAUGUCCCGCCUCUUCAAGGAGAGUUUUAAUUUAUAGAAAAAAUAUUUAAAUGACAGUUUUGCUGACUUUCUAUAUUUUUCUGAUAGUCAUUUCUGAUUUAUCUUAUUCAUGUAUGCCACAGAGCUCGAAUGUUAUCCAAAAAGAAACGUAUGGUAGAUUAAUUCGGGGGUUUUUUAAUGGGCAUAACCGCUCAUUUAGAAACAGCUUCACAAAUAACGGGAAUCACUUUGACACUUUAAUGUUGCAAAGAUGCGAAAGUGAUGGUUGAGAAUCUGUGGAUUUGGUGUUUUAAUAGGGUCUCUGAACUUAAAAUGGAAAUAUAGAAAAUUAAAGUUAUCCUUUAAUCACUUCCUGAGGUGAGCCCUGAUGCUGUAAAACUCUAAAAAGACUUUAAAGGCCUUUCCUCUUCAACAAAACAAAAACAUACAUAUUUAAAGAAUGUCGUUUCUACACGUUGCAUCUUUUGUGCCUUAGUUCUUCAGUGCUUUACAUUAACUGGGGUGAGAACCAGAAGAUCUUUAAAGGUUAAUUUACUGUAACAAUAAGAUUUAAGUUUCCAGCUCGUUGACAACUGUGCUCAUUUCAUAAAUACAAUAAACCUGCUUUACUUACCUCAAAAGGAGAAUGUUUUUGCACAGGUGUCAGAAGAGCUCUCGAGAUCAGCUUCAUUACUAAAUGUAGAUAACUCCUCGUGUAGUUUUGCAAACACUCCAAGUGUUGAACGUGGCAGACCAACUUACAUGAGCUAUUAAGGUACAGUGUAUUUUAUAUUUCAAGAGUGGAAGAUGUUUUGUACAAGUAUUAAAGUUUAUUAUGGAAA